Rana temporaria (common frog) is the source of this 1935-nucleotide messenger RNA. RefSeq names its product TEPSIN adaptor related protein complex 4 accessory protein (gene TEPSIN). Lineage: Eukaryota; Metazoa; Chordata; Amphibia; Anura; Ranidae. The coding region runs from base 65 to 1735 and encodes 556 amino acids. Gene Ontology annotation, cellular component: trans-Golgi network membrane. The record is from RefSeq and is a predicted model, not a curated record. The transcript has 13 exons.
GUACUGUGAUUGGUGGGCAGUGGCUGGCCCUGUCAGAGAGGCCACAGUCUGUCAGGGGAGGAGGAUGGCUGUGUUGGACCGGCUGGCAUUCCUUCACCAGCUUCCUGUGCUGCUGAAGGGGACCUCCGAUGACGACACCCCCUGCCCGGGGUACCUGUAUGAAGAGAUUGCCCGAAUGUCCCGCGACUCCCCUGGCAGCGGGCAGUGCCUCCUGGAAUACCUGCUGAACCGCCUACAGAACAACUCCUGCCGCGUGAAGUUAAAGGUGCUGAAGAUCCUCCUGUAUCUCUGCGCUCACAGCACCGACCUUUUCCUCCACGAUCUCCGGCGCAAUGCGGCGUACAUCCAGGAGGCUGCAGCCGUCAGCGGGCCUCCGGACCCCCUCCAUGGCAUCAGCCUGUACCAGAGAGUCCGAUCUUCAGCUCAGGAACUUGUCGGCAGUUUGUUCACCGACGUGUCUCCGCCGAGCGGCGCCGCGCCGCCUGCGAAGGAGAAACCCCCAACAGGAAUGGGGUCCCAGGUGUGUCCCCCCCACACUCUGCAAGGGUUUGGGUAUUCCCAGGAGAAACCCGCUUCAGGAAGGACCGGGGAAGCUCUGCUCAGCGGUUUGCAGCGGGCGGCGGUGGCGGUGACCCAGGCGGUGGUUGGAGCCGCCGCUCAGUCUCCCUCCCCCGGUGACCAGGCCGAUCACUCAUACAAACCUGUGGUGGUGCCGCCGGGUGUUGGGCGACCUCCUGCCGAAAAUCCUGAAUCCAAAGGAUCCCGCCGCAACCGAGGUUGUCACCGCUCGGGGGUGCCCGGCGGGGGCUGGGACGACAGCGACAGCGGCCACAGCUCACAGGACUCCGCCCAGGACAAGUCCUCCCGCAGUCUCUCCUCCGACGCCGCCAGCAAAACCGGCAGUGACUGCCAAUCCCGGAGCAGCAACAGAGAGGGGGCGGACACCGCCGACAGAGUGGAGCCGUCUCACCCCGGCGAUUGUCUACAGGAGGCUCAGCUGGUUCUGACGGUGACCCGAGGGGACAGAACGUUCCUGACACAAGACGAGGUGCAGCACUUCAUCAGGGGAUGCUCUCUCCUGAACUGUGAGGUCGUCUUUGAGAUGUUAAAUCGCUCGCUGGAAGAUGACAACGCUUGCGUGAAACUGCGCUCCAUGUGUGCCAUCGCUUCCCUCAUGACCUCUGACCUGUUGUCACAUGACCACAUGUUGGCCGUAGUGAGAUGCAACCUGCAAAAACUAAGCGGAGGACCCCCGGGCCCGGUGAUGGACAAAGCCAGAAAGAUCCUACUCCAGUUUGAAGCACUUACCGGACAUUCUCCUAAAGGUGAAGCUUCCCAGCAUGCUCUGUUACCGGCCCCGCCCCAGAGGAGUCCCCUGGACCUUUUAAAUGACAUUGUACCCCAAUCGGAGGAGGAGACCCUACUGGCCCCGUCCCAUGUCCCCCCUUCCCCCUCUUCAGAACUGACUCUUGGUAAUUGUAGCACAUUGAAGGAAGGCCAAGUUAUGGACCCGGACACAUCGGCCCCUGAUCAGGAUUCUGGACCUCACCUGAACGGCGUGCACGGGUGUCCGUCGCUGUUUGAUGGAAUGGAUUUGGUGACGCCGGUGCGGAGCGGUGCAAAAACCAAACCGGCCUUAGAGCGUUCCGUCACAAAACUUCACACAGAUUCAGUGUUACAGCAGAGAACUGCCCAGCCGUGCCUCCCCUCCGCAUUCUCUUUCCUGAACACAUGAGGGCGCACUAACCUUCACACACAGCGCCCCCCUCUGGUGUGGACGAGAAUCUGCAGCGCAUUGCAUGACGGCGAAUCUGUUCGGUGAUCAACAAAAAUAAUUUGAGGCCGCGGCGCCCUGGACCGCCCCCCCCCCGCCGGAGAACACGCCGCACGAGUAACCACGGUGACCGAGUAUUAAAGUCUAAGUAAUCCCAAUCA